Alternaria alternata is the source of this 775-nucleotide messenger RNA. RefSeq lists its product as hypothetical. NCBI's taxonomy places the organism in Eukaryota, Fungi, Ascomycota, Dothideomycetes, Pleosporales, Pleosporaceae. The record is from RefSeq and is a predicted model, not a curated record. Bases 115 to 603 code for a protein of 162 amino acids. The transcript has 2 exons.
AGCGAGCAACAACCCGCGUCGCAAACGCAUUUACUGCCGCUAUCACGCCGCGAAUACCCCCGUAAAGCUCGCAAACAUGUCGGGUAAGUCACGUCCCCGCGUCAACCACCCGCCAUGGCCUCCAAACGACAGCGCACUUACCUGACGCCCCUCUCAGACCGCGACGGCGACUCCACCAUGCAAUCGUCCCCCACUAAUGCUGCCUCGGACGAUGAAAUGUUCCCUGACGAAGCUCUCCCAAACAAUCCAGCCACACCCCACAACUCCAAUCUCGCAGGCGUAAACGAAAUCUCACCACCAAACUCACAACCUACAACCCGCGAGACCCUCGGCGUCAACUCAAACGGAAAGCGUCCACUGUCUACCGGAAUGACGCAAGCAGCUACGAGCAACGGCACGGGUGGAAGCGGUACCCACCAGGAUGCUGAGACAGGUUACCAGUGGAGCAAGCAGGAGGACCAGCCGGGCUUUGAGUGGAAGAACACUAGGGCGCGCGAGGAAGAGGCUAGGGCACUGGACAACAUUGUCGACAAGAGCAACAUGGUUAGAUUGCGUUACGGUGAUCCGCUCGAUUCCAGCAUACCCCCAAAGACGAAGCGCUGAAGGUGGCAUACAAACAUGCUCUUGAGGAGCACAGAAGCAUCCACGUAAAGGACUAUAACCACGACAGGAGUUGCGUAAUGCAUAUGGUAUCAUGAUUGCAAGAUGCGCGCGACGUCCAGGCAAUCCGACACUAUGAGCCUCACAGAGACGUGGAGUGCAAUGACUUCAUACA